Molecule: messenger RNA, 2878 nt
Organism: Aspergillus nidulans FGSC A4
Lineage: Eukaryota; Fungi; Ascomycota; Eurotiomycetes; Eurotiales; Aspergillaceae
Product: putative phospholipid metabolism enzyme regulator
Exons: 1
Coding region: 167-2878 (903 amino acids)
Source: RefSeq, a predicted model, not a curated record
CUCCGAGCCGUUUCCCGCCCCUUCCCGCCUUUGAUUUGUUUUUGUGUCGGGCUAUCUGACUGCUUCAAUUUUUUUUCCCUUACUUUUUGUUCUGCAGCCUGGUUCCCUCUCGGAUUCCCCUGACUUCUCGUGCGCCUGUCAGCGAUAACCUGACUCGACAAAGUCCAUGGCUGUGGAAUCCGAGAGGUCGCCCUGCCCUGACGGGACAGCUGGUGGACCCAAAGGUGCCCAAGAUGAUGUGCCUACAUCUCUUACCCGAAGAUCCGUCAGCGAGAAUGACAUGAGGGAACUGCCACGUUCGAACAUCAAGUCCCAGGUCCCGUUCAUAUCGCAGUUACCCAAGCCCUCGCAUACGGCUCAAGGCGUUUCCGGACCUUCGUCGACCACGAACUCUACUAUAUCCUCCCGCGAACCUUCACCUUCCUCCUCCUCUCAGCGCCUGCGUAAUUCCACCUCUACUUCGAAUUCUCGUGUAUCGUCCCGAUCUCGAAAGCGAGCGCUUGAUCGCAGCCCAGACCGAUCUGCUACAACAAGUCCGAACCCUGGCCCGGGAAAACUCCCCUCCCAGACCAUCAAACCUCUUGUCCUUAGUCCUCCCACAAAUGUCGAGCCGUCCUCCGAUCCGCCUAGUCCGGACAAGUCCAGUAUGCCGUUGUGGGCCGGUUCCCGGCGGUCGGAGCAGGAGCCUCAUCUGCCGAAUACAUCUAGCAAGCGGACUCAGGUUUCAGGUGAUGAAUUUGCUGCCAAAUCAGAGAGGAGCGCGCCUCGUUCCGUAAAUAGAGGGUCAGGCACUGCUCUUGAAACAGUUCAGGAGGCUAGCGAUCAAUCUACACCUUCAACCGACACUAUACUUCUUCAGCCCGCCCAGGAAGAUGCUAAGCUGGAAAAAAUCGACGAAGACGCGACCCCGAAAGCCUCAAGAAUUCAUACAGAAAGCGGCAGCGACAGCGGGGGAAAUAAAAGUUCAGAGCAAAUGGAAGAAAACCGUCGGCGUCCGCCGUUUGCGUCAAAGGGCCCCAACACCAUCCUCCCAAAACGGUCUACGACAUCACUGAGCGGCGGUUCUCGUUCCAAGCCUGCAGACGGCUCUGUUCGAAAUAUGAUCGUCGAAACGGAGACUGUGAGUUCUAUACCUCAAGUUGGCCUGGGCGUAAACACCGGCGAACGAGGCGGCCCCAGUAGGGUAGACGCGGGAACUUUGCGGAUGAAACCCAGCACCGAAACCAUCCGGCCCAAAAAAGAAAAAAGACGCUCUCGCAAGCCGGCUGCCCUUACGAGUGGGGCUGCGUCUUCCAAGGCCGAUAUAUUCGAAGCCAAGGUAGCCAGCGCUGUUGAUGAAGCCGACGUUUCAGACUCGGAUGAGACUUUUGUUUAUGAGUCCAAUCCACAAGACCAAUACCCGGUCCGCCAGAGCAGGUACCAUUCUAGAACACCAAGUGCAACGUCAAUGGCAAGUCAGGUGGAUCAGCUGGCUGGCCGUAGUCGCGCAGCGAUCAGGGAAGGUAAUCACAGUGUUACAGGCAAGCGCAGCAUGAAAUUCACAAACAACACGUAUACAAGCAGUGUGGACGGGGAUGUCGACGAAGUUCCGCGUUCUCACUCGAGGAUUGAUGGCAAUGGUACGCACACUCCCCGGCACCACAUUGGGCGUCACGGGCGACAAAACAUGUACCCGUCCUUGUUUGACAACGAGUCGCCGUUCCCUCAAUCACAGGGACACAAAUCUACUCGACAUUUUGUUGGGAGUAGUUAUAGACAAGCUAGGUCGGGUGGAUCUCGCAACAACCCAAAUUACCGCACCAUCAAUAGUUAUAAAAAAGCGGGUGAAGUGUACGGCUACGAUUUUGAUGCUGAAGGCGCAGAUGAUGAGAGGACUCCGCUUGUUGGGUCUCCGCGUCAGACUCGCAGCCGUGGGGGAAGACGUCCUAAUAGCGCCAGUCUACGACAGAUGGAAUACAUGCAACAACGGCAUCGCAGCUGUGUCUCUCGAUACGGAGCUUGUUUUCUAAUAAGCUUGUUAUUCGUCUUGCUUGUCGGAGGUGGAACGUCAUUUAUCGUCGCAAUCACUAAGCCUCUACUGGACGUCCAGGUCGUUGACAUUCAGAACGUGCUUGCUUCCGAGCAGGAGCUCAUGCUAGAUCUCAACGUUCAAGCGAUUAACCCCAAUCUGUUUCCCGUCGUUAUUGACGACAUCAAUGUUGACAUAUUUGCUAAAAGCCGUUAUGUCGGGACUGACCAAUUCUGGCGCGAGGAUGCCCCGAGCCUUGCAAGACUUGCGCGAGUGGAACGCAAAAAGCGUGCUGAUGUUACUCACACGACUCACUGCACCGAUGGCCUGGAUUGCGAAAGCAACGGCUUAGUAGGUCAGGUGGGACGUUGGAAACCUAAAGGGGGUGUGGACAAGGGUACUGAUCCAAUCCCGUCUGACCCGGCCGGCGACCACCAAACCAUGCUAAUUGGGCGCGUUUUCCGACUCGAUUCGACUCUGACUUUCGAAGCGUCACCGUGGCACUACGAACCAUCUACUUCAAAAGGUCAGAUCCGCCUCUCCAGGCCCGGGAAUUCCACGGAAAAGGGCGGCACCGAGCGUUGGGAGCGUGUGUUGCAGCACCCAUUCGAGCUUAUCGUUGCUGGAGCCGUCCAAUAUCAAUUGCCCCUCAGCUCUCGCUUUCACUCAUCAUCCAUCAGCUCCAGUAUAAGGGUGACCCCUGAUGGCGACGAUGACAGCGAUGGCGAGAAACAAGAUUCAAACGAAGGCGAGACCGUCAGUAUUGCGGUGAGCGGUGAAAGCCUUCCUAAUACUGCCCUUCCUGGUGGUGAAACCCUCAAGGCCAUACGAGCAUUGACAACGAAGACGCAUCGGGCUUUUGUGGCUUAG